Messenger RNA from Moneuplotes crassus, 1251 nucleotides. NCBI's taxonomy places the organism in Eukaryota, Ciliophora, Spirotrichea, Euplotida, Euplotidae. The record is from the annotation of a GenBank genome assembly.
UCCAAAUACCAGUAUGAACCCUUCUGUGCAAGACAACAACUUUAGCUCUUUAAGCUUGGCUGAUACUCUAAAGAUCAAUGCGCCAUUGGAAAAGAAGAACAACUUGUACAAGUAUCUUCAGAAGAACAAGGACACUCUCACAGAGUUGUCCUUGGACAACUGCAAGGAGGACCUUGUGCACUUGUUCGGCCAGUUCGAGUUCCCCUUGCUCACUAAGUUCGAACUUAGUGAGUUCGUGGCAAUCGAAGAUGCCAAAGGAAGCAAAUAAGUCAAAGAGUAAGCAGCUGUACGGGGAAAUAGACGAGAGUCCGAUGACAAAGAUCCCUCUAGACAGGUUCCCUGGUCUGGUCGAGUUGAAGAUAGUUAAUUCUCCGAAUAUUACUAAUGGGAUUUUUGGUGUUAUAGCAAAGCACUGCCCCUUACUCACUUGGCUGGAAUUUGGCGGCAAGCCAGAAGAGUAUAACUGUAAUAUCAGUCUUGAUGGAAUCAGAGUGCUAGAAGGAUGAGUAUUGGGAUGAGUAUUCUGAUGAAGAAGAUCACCAUCAUGUUGACAUGGGGCUCCAAUCGAACCUAUAGAGACUCUCAAGAUUCACUACUGUGUCAAGAUCGGUGAAAAGUCUAUUGAGUUGAUAAAUGAAAGGUUUUGAGAUAGUCUCAAAUCCUUUUCUAUUUACAGAAACUAUCUAGAAUUUUCAGCUAAGAUCACUGACAAAUGCCUGAAGGCAUUUGAGAAGUCAACUAAGCUUGAGACUCUAGAAGUGGUCUAUUGUAGGAACUUUGAUUGGGACUGAGUCUCUAACAUUGCUACAUGCUGAAAAAAUUUAAAAGUUCUCAACCUCCAGGAUUGCCCCAUCCAGGAAUCCUUUGAGCCACUGGCUGAAGGAUGCCCAUACUUGGAAGAACUCAACAUGAGUGGAGAUUCUUGGGUGAAAGAAGAAGCCCUUGUAGGCCUUUGAAAGCACAAGAAUUUGAAAAUUUAUCAUCUUGGACAUUUCGAGCAUGGUGAUGUUGAUUGCUUGGAUAUUGAUGAGCCAGAGAAAGGUAAAUUUAUAGGCACUUUGCUCUCUUGAGAAGAUAAUUUGCCAAAUUUGCAAGUCCUACACUUGGAAAAAUGAUGUUUAUCUAUGUAUAUUGAAGACAGAAUCAAGAACAAAAGACCAGAUGUAGAGAUAGCGGUAUCUGAUGUGUUUCCCACCAAGAUUUCAAAGGAUUUGGAUUAAACCAUUCCAUCUAUCAUAUUGUUAAAAAUCU